Molecule: messenger RNA, 825 nt
Organism: Indicator indicator
Lineage: Eukaryota; Metazoa; Chordata; Aves; Piciformes; Indicatoridae
Product: aquaporin-2-like
Exons: 4
Coding region: 1-825 (274 amino acids)
Biological process (GO): transmembrane transport
Cellular component (GO): apical plasma membrane; plasma membrane
Molecular function (GO): water channel activity
Source: RefSeq, a predicted model, not a curated record
AUGUGGGAGCUGCGCUCCAUAGCCUUCACCCGAGCUGUCCUGGCUGAGUUCUUGGCUACUUUGCUCUUCAUCCUCUUCGGCCUGGGCUCUGCCCUCAGCUGGCCCUCAGCUCCCUCCCCCAGCCCCCUGCAGAUCGCUUUGGCUUUCGGCUUGGCCAUCGGCACCCUGGUGCAAGCCCUGGGGCACGUCAGCGGUGCCCACAUCAACCCAGCAGUCACCCUGGCAUGCCUGCUGGGCUCCCAGCUCUCCUUCCUCAGGGCACUCUUCUACGUGGUGGCUCAGCUGCUGGGGGGGGUGGUGGGCGCUGCCAUCCUGCACCAGCUCACCCCCCCGGACUGCCGCCGAGGCUUGGCCACCAACAAGCUGUACAAUGAGACCACCACGGGACAGGCAGUGACUGUGGAGCUCUUCCUCACCUUCCAGCUCGUCCUCUGCAUCUUUGCUUCCACCGAUGAGCGCCGGGAGGACAACCUGGGCUCCCCUGCCCUCUCCAUUGGCUUCUCUGUGGCUGUGGGACAUCUUCUGGGGAUCCGUUACACAGGCUGCUCCAUGAACCCAGCCAGGUCCUUUGCCCCUGCUGUCAUCGAGGGAGACUUCACUGACCACUGGGUCUUCUGGGUGGGUCCCUUGGUCGGGGCAGCAGCAGCCUCCAUCCUCUACAACUACCUCCUCUUCCCCCAAGCCAAGAGCUUCUCGGAGAGGUUGGCCAUCCUCAAGGGCUUGGAGCCCGAGGAGGACUGGGCAGAGCGGGAGGCCAGGCGGCGCCAGUCGGUGGAGCUCCACUCCCCCCAGAGCCUGCCCAGGGGCAUGGCUGAGAAGGUGUAG